AUGACGCCAACACCAUCCAACUUCCACGGGUCCCUCCGACCUAAGCAGCUCCAAAUCGAUGACCUCAAGAGGGAAGACGACACAAAAGUGCCGCCAUCGACCGAUCACGGUGGAUCUAGGGAUUUCCCCGGAGCAAACCCAGACAAGAAGCCACAACGUCACCUCGGCGAUGCCUUCAAGAAGGGAGCGACGCCCGAAGCCGCCGCCAUCGCCGGCCUCGGCCAGCAACCGAGACAAGGCGUUAGCCCGGGACUUGUCGCGCCAUCCUGCUUCGUGCCCAAGACCGGACCACCUUCUUCCACCUUGCCCACCAACACCUCGCCGCUGCCUGGGGCCGCCGCCCCCGGAACUCCACCAGCACCUACCACUGCACCAUUGCAGCACCACCACGGCCAGGGCCUCCCGCGCCAGCCAGCCGCGACGCCCAGGCCACCCACGCCGGAGCCGGGCCGCGAGCCCCGGAUCCGGCCCGGCGGCGCCCGCCACCCUCGGCGCCGCCGCCCCCGCACGACCUCGCGCCACCACCUUCCCGAAGACCGGCCGCCGGCAGCCACGCAGCAGAGGCCGCCGCCGACGCCCUCCGCCGCGACCACCGGAUCGGGCCCACCGAGCCGCCGCGACCACGCACCGAGCCGCCGCAGGACAUCCUCCGCCGCGACCACCGGCCACCGCCGGCCGGUGCGCCGCUACCACGCCGCCCUCGCGGCCGCAGCAGCGAGCCACGCCGCCACCAACACCAGCGACCGGGGCCGCCGCCCUGCCUGCCGAUUCUCCCGCGCGAGCCACGGCGAGAAGACCCCCGCCCACCUUUGGGGACAGGGCCCGCCGCCACCGCGGCGAUGGCCGGCAGCGCAGCAGCGCGAGGGCGGCAGCGGCGGCGGGGGAGCUCCUUGGCGGCGCUAG
Lolium perenne is the source of this 903-nucleotide messenger RNA. Lineage: Eukaryota; Viridiplantae; Streptophyta; Magnoliopsida; Poales; Poaceae. The record is from RefSeq and is a predicted model, not a curated record.